Rhagoletis zephyria (snowberry fruit fly) is the source of this 305-nucleotide messenger RNA. The record is from RefSeq and is a predicted model, not a curated record. Lineage: Eukaryota; Metazoa; Arthropoda; Insecta; Diptera; Tephritidae.
AUGUUUGAGCACCCAACGACAAAGGAGUCGAUGGAGGGCCGAGUGGUGAUCGAGGACGUCAAAGCAGAGGUGCUUCAGCUGCUGCUCGCCUUUCUCUACACCGGUGCAGUUGAUUUUAAAGGUGAGAAUUUGACGGUGGAACUGCUGGCAGCUGCUGACAAGUACCAGGUGGACAGUUUGAAGGCGAUCUGCGCGGAACGCAUUGCAGCCGGACUCACCGUUCAGACAAUGUUUCCCACCUUGCUCAUCGCCGACCUGUACAGCUCACCGGAGCUAAAGUCAAGAGCGAUGGACUUUAUUGCGCA